Molecule: messenger RNA, 1851 nt
Organism: Psylliodes chrysocephalus
Lineage: Eukaryota; Metazoa; Arthropoda; Insecta; Coleoptera; Chrysomelidae
Source: the annotation of a GenBank genome assembly
CGCUCUCUGUGUGUGCGAGUCGGGUGGGGACCGUACUUCCAGCUCGCCGCAAGUGGGGCUCCGUAUGUGUGCACUAUGCCCCACAACCUCAUCCAAAACAAAUCGGGCUGUUAGUUGUUUUGUUUUCGUCGCGGCGUGUUUUGCUUCGCGACCGGUCAUGUGGCAUCUUAGCGUGCCACGGCGAUAGUCUACUGUUCUUGGACUAUGGAUUAGGACAAUAUUUCGUAUUUUUAUUUUUUGUUUCAUGCCAGUUUUUGAGCCAGUUUUAGAAUUAGUUUUUUUUUCUGCUUCGUUAUCGUUAUUUUCUUUUUUUGGAUUAGUACCUAUCUACGUUUCAAGAUUUACCCGCCUACUUCGUCAUCGUUUACAUCAAGAUUUAGACUAACAAAGUUUUUCGAACCGUACACAAAUAUCAUUUAAUCAAAACUUGAAUUUUAUUGUAAAUAGUAUUUUCGAGCAGAUUUAUUUUUUGAUAAAGCGUAAUAAUAUAUUUGUGUUAUGCUUUAGAGAUAAGAGCGGUCGAAAGAUUUGAAAAUAGUCACACGUGGACUGGUUGUUUUCUUUUUGAUAAGACGAAGAAAGGAUAUUUUCAUGGUUUUCAUGGACGAAUGUCGGUCGGACCUCAACAGGUGCAUAGGGGCUCCAAGACCGGGAGUGCCCUUAACACCAACAGCUCCAGAGGCUGAAGGACCUCCAGUUCAAAUGGAACCAGUAGACCUUAGUAUAAAAACACCCGUAGUUCUACAAGUUCCAAAAUUUCCUAAGAGGUUAAAAAAUCCAGCCCCUGCAGUGCAAAUUCAUCAGCCACCCGAUAUUCCUAAAUGCAAUGUGAUAAACCAACAAGAUAUCAGACUAAGUUUAUCGGACCCAAGAAGAUCUCUUACAUCAACAGCAGCCCUGUUAGCGUUUCAAAGGAUAAAGGAUACGUCUUUAUCAAUCACUAGAACCUCCCUUCUAGAAUCAUCAAUGCCUAGCAAAUCAAGUACAAUUAGUAUCAGCAAUAAAGAUUACGAAGAUACAAAAACGCCGGAAGUGACUAUCAGAAGAAGAAAGAUACAUAGAUGCGACGUUGUCGGUUGUAAUAAAGUUUAUACGAAAAGUUCACAUCUAAAGGCGCAUAAACGAACUCAUACCGGAGAAAAACCGUAUCAAUGUUCUUGGGAAGGUUGUACUUGGAAAUUCGCCAGAUCUGACGAACUGACUAGGCAUUACAGGAAGCACACAGGACAAAAGCCCUUCAGCUGCAAUUUGUGUCAGAGAUCAUUCAGCCGGUCUGAUCAUCUUUCGCUGCACAUGAAAAGGCACUAACCGAAUUUAUUUAUCGCUUUUUAGAAUAAUUUUUUUGGUGCAUGUUAAUUUUGUAGUCAGUUUGAAGAAUAGAACAGAUAUAGAAGAUAUGUUUCAGUUGUCUUAAAAUAAAUAUGAAAAAAAUCAGUUUCAAUAAUUUGAAAUUAUGUUCUUCUGCUAAACCUAAGAUCAAUUGACAUGCACCCAACAUUUUAGCAAAAUUUUUAUAUUUUUCUUAUAAAUAAUCAACAAGAAGGUAAUUUGUUUAGAAAAUAUUUGAAAGUCAUAAGAGAAUAUUACUUUUAGUGACAGAAAGCUGAAAAAAUAUGUAAGUAUAACAAAAAUGCAUUAUUUGUCCUAUUACAAUAGUACCUAUAUUUACAAAUAGGUAAUUAAUGAUAAUAUUGCAAGAAAUUCUAGAAUGUGAUUGUAUAAAUUAUGACACUUAUGAAAAAAUGUAUAAUAUUUUAAAAUGGUAAUGAUUAAAAUGACGUUAGAUUUAAUUUUUACUAGAAUUUCUUGCAAUUGUUCACAAGGAUUUUAAUAACUGACAUCAAAUUUGAA